Molecule: messenger RNA, 498 nt
Organism: Geodia barretti
Lineage: Eukaryota; Metazoa; Porifera; Demospongiae; Tetractinellida; Geodiidae
Source: the annotation of a GenBank genome assembly
UCCCUGAGGUCCAGGGAGUCCAGUGUCCCCGCGAUCUCCUUUGUCACCAGUUCCUCCCUGAGGUCCCUGAGGUCCAGGCUGACCAGGGUCUCCACUGUCUCCCUUGCUUCCAGUCAUCCCCUUGAGACCCACAAUUCCCCGAGGUCCCGUUAUCCCUCUCUCUCCCUGCGGUCCCUCGCUUCCCUUCUCUCCCUUAUCUCCGCCCACUCCUGUAGGUCCAGGUGGACCAGGUGGUCCAGCUGGACCUCUCACUCCAUCUCUCCCAUCCCUACCUCUCAGUACCUCCACUUGGUGGACACUUACAUGACUACCUCCUGUGAUGGGACCACACAGGAAUCAUAUCUUAGUGUACAUUGAAUUCUCAGAAAUUUGCUUCUCUCACCUUCAUUUUGGGCAAAGGAAAUAGAUAAAGCAACUACUAUUGUUGCUAGAAUCAAGGCACACUUUGGCAACUCCAUCUUCUGUGAAAACUCGAUAUGACAGAAGCUCUCAGACGUG